This is a messenger RNA of Arvicanthis niloticus (Nile rat), 2625 nucleotides long. NCBI's taxonomy places the organism in Eukaryota, Metazoa, Chordata, Mammalia, Rodentia, Muridae. The record is from RefSeq and is a predicted model, not a curated record.
UAUUAAUGAGGCGGGCAAGAGGCCCGGGUGAGGGUGUGGGGCUUUGCUCCUGCCCCGCUGAGAGGAGGGGGUCACAGAAACCAAACCAAUUCAGAGAGCCUCAGUCCUUGGCGGGAAGGAGCUGGGCCCAGUUGCCCUGACCAUUGCCAGCAGUGGAGGUUUUGCCCCCUCAAGGCUCCCAGAGGGCAGACAUGCAUGGGGUGGAGCAGCCCCUGGAGGCCAGUGGAGUGCGGGUGGAGGCGGCACAGAGCCGAGGAGCCGCCCCAGGAAGAGGGAGCGGCCUGCCGGGAGCCAGGGAGUAGCUGGAGCGGGCAGCAGGAGCCAAGUUCCAGGCCAUGGGGACCCUGCAUCCUGAGCAGCACUGGGUAAGAAGCUGGGAUAUGACAAAUGACAAGCCAGAGAAGGCUAGCUGUAGCCAUCCUGCUCUCUCCGUUUUAUGUCUCUCAGCCCCAGACUGUCCAUCUCAACUAGAGAAUAAAGGACAAGUCAGAGGCUGGUCCAAAUAGGGGCAUGGGAUGGGCAUCUGAAUGAGGCAAUGCCAAGACUAGUGAGAGAUUGCCAUGGAGACAGAGGGCAACAGAGAUGGUAUUCUGGAAAAGAGGUGGGCCCGUGGGGUCUGAGAGCACCAUAGAGAUCAGAGAUGGGUUUGUGGCAUCAGAGGUCUGUGGGGACAGAGAGAACCACGGAGACAAGAGAUGUGGCAUGGAGGCCUUGUGGCACAGGAGUGGGUCUAUAAGUGUAAAGAUGGGUUGUUUGGGGAAGAGAUGAAACUACAGAUUGAGCCAGUCUCUGGAGAUAGGCACGCAGCCAUUAGAAGAGAUGAACUAUAGUAAGUAGUAGAGGUGUCGCGACAUGGACAUUAAGGACAGAUUUAAAAGGUGACCAAAGCUGGUCAUGGUGGUGUGAGCCUUUAAUCCCAAGACACGGGAGGCAUAGGCAGGCGGAUCUUUUGAGUUUAAGGUUAGCCUGGCCAGUUCCAGGGCAAGCCAAGGAGACUUCUGAAAAGGGAGAGGUGGGCAGGCAGACAUGAAGGUUGAAAUUGGGAUUAGAAGUGGUUGAGGGUCUAUUCCAUGGGACCAUGGACCAGGAAACUGGUGGGGGUGGAAACCAGGAGGUGGGGGUAGGGUGGAGAUGAGGAUAGAUACUGGGGACCUGUGCCAGGUCAGUCAAAACCCCCAACAGAUGUGAGGGCAGAGUGAAGCCAGGCAGGCGCAAGAGAUGGGGGGAGUGACAGGUGAAGUAGGGUCCGAAAUGGAGCAGCCAGGGUCAUGUGGCAGUGCCCUGGGCACAGAAGAUUGGGACCCUAGUCUCAUUGUGCCCUCUUCUUAUCUACGCAGCCCUCUUGGCCACUGAUAUGAGCCCCUACAGGCUUAACCUGAGCCUAGUGGAUGAGGCAACAACGUGUGCAACGUCCAGGGUCCCCAAUACAUCUGUGGUGCUGCCAACAGGCGAUAAUGGCACAUCACCAGCGCUGCCAAUCUUCUCCAUGACGCUGGGUGCUGUGUCCAACGUGCUGGCGCUGGCGCUGCUGGCCCAGGUUGCAGGCAGACUGCGGCGGCGCCGCUCGGCUGCCACCUUCCUGCUGUUUGUCGCCAGCCUGCUUGCCAUCGACUUAGCAGGCCAUGUGAUCCCGGGCGCCCUGGUGCUUCGUCUGUAUACUGCAGGACGUGCGCCUGCUGGAGGGGCCUGUCAUUUCCUGGGAGGCUGCAUGGUCUUCUUCGGCCUGUGCCCACUUUUGCUUGGCUGUGGCAUGGCCGUGGAGCGCUGCGUGGGUGUCACGCAGCCUCUGAUCCAUGCGGCGCGCGUGUCCGUGGCCCGCGCACGCCUGGCACUAGCCGUGCUGGCUGCCACGGCUUUGGCAGUGGCGCUGCUGCCACUCAUACAUGUGGGUCGCUACGAGCUACAGUACCCUGGCACCUGGUGUUUCAUUAGCCUCGGGCCUCGUGGAGAUUGGCGCCAGGCGUUGCUUGCCGGCCUCUUCGCCGGCCUCGGCCUGGCUGCGCUCCUUGCCGCACUAGUGUGCAACACGCUCAGCGGCCUGGCGCUCCUCCGUGCCCGCUGGAGGCGGCGUCGCUCUCGACGUUUCCGAGAGACCGCAGGUCCCGAUGAUCGCCGGCGCUGGGGAUCCCGUGGACCCCGCUUGGCCUCCGCCUCGUCUGCCUCAUCCAUCACUUCAACCACAACCACCCUCCGCAGCUCUCGGGGCGGCGGCUCCGCGCGCAGGGUUCACGCACACGACGUGGAAAUGGUGGGCCAGCUCGUGGGCAUCAUGGUGGUGUCGUGCAUCUGCUGGAGCCCCCUGCUGGUGUUGGUGGUGCUGGCCAUCGGGGGCUGGAACUCUAACUCCCUGCAGCGGCCGCUCUUUCUGGCUGUACGCCUCGCGUCGUGGAACCAGAUCCUGGACCCAUGGGUGUACAUCCUGCUGCGCCAGGCCAUGCUGCGCCAACUGCUUCGCCUCCUACCCCUGAGGGUCAGUGCCAAGGGUGGUCCAACGGAGCUGGGCCUAACCAAGAGUGCCUGGGAGGUCAGUUCACUGCGUAGCUCCCGGCACAGUGGCUUCAGCCACCUCUGAAUGUGCCUAGAAGCUAAGCCAAAGCAUUCUGGGCAGGGCUCAGGGGCAUAGAG